This is a messenger RNA of Aphis gossypii (cotton aphid), 1305 nucleotides long. RefSeq names its product cytochrome c oxidase assembly protein COX19. The record is from RefSeq and is a predicted model, not a curated record. Gene Ontology annotation, biological process: mitochondrial respiratory chain complex IV assembly. Gene Ontology annotation, cellular component: mitochondrial intermembrane space. NCBI's taxonomy places the organism in Eukaryota, Metazoa, Arthropoda, Insecta, Hemiptera, Aphididae. The coding region runs from base 384 to 656 and encodes 90 amino acids. The transcript has a single exon.
UAAUAUUAAUAUUAUAGUAAAAUUUCGUAAAAAUCUGAAAAAGCAAGAUAUCGUUAUCAUAAUUAUUCUUAUCACAUAAUAUAUUUAUUCAUUGAACCAUGAUAUUACUGAAUACUGAUAGUAUAUUCUGGACUCUGGUGAAGUACUUUAAUAUACCUAGUCAGUAAAGUCAGCUACUUAACUUAGUACUUACUAGGUACUUACUGUAAGCUAACUACGCUUAAAAUAUGUUUUACUCAGUGUCGUUAUAAUACUUGUCACUUAAUUGUAUACUGUAUUUUACCUAUAAUCUCCUUUAUUUCUAUACUCCUUAGUUAAAGGUUGUACUAUUCUAUGAAUUGUAAUUAUUAUUAGAUAUUCAUAUUAAUUACAUUUUCACUUAAAUGUCUUCUGCAACUUUUGGUCAAAAAAGUUUUCAACCAACGCCUCCUGAAAAAGGCAGUUUUCCAUUAGAUCAUCAAGGUCAAUGUAAAAAAACUGCUUACAAGUAUAUGUUUUGUUUGAGUGUUAAUAACGGAGACAACUCACAGUGUCGUCAAGAAGCCAAAGACUAUUUGGAUUGCCGUAUGCAAAAUGAUUUGAUGGCAAAAGAAGAAUGGACUAAGCUUGGAUUGGCUGAUGUUGAAAGUACCAAGAACAAUAAUACAACUCAAUAAUCAUGCCACAUGUUUUGAUUGCUUGCAGUGCUAGUGUUGCUGCUAUCAAAAUACCAGAUAUUAUUUCUCAACUUGUUCAAAAGAACAUUAGCACAACAUUAGUCGUCACAGAAGCUAGUAAACAUUUUUUAGAUGUCGAGAAAAUUAGAAAAGAUUUAAAAAUCGAUGUUUAUACUGAUCAAAAUGAAUGGGAUACUUGGAAAACUCGAGGAGAUCCCGUAUUGCAUAUUGAACUUUCCAAAAAAGCUGAUUUAUUGGUACUUGCUCCUUUAAGUGCUAAUACUAUGGCCAAAGUGAGUACAGGAAUUUGUGACAAUUUAUUAACAUGCAUUGUUAGAGCUUGGAAUGUUUCAAAACCAGUAUUGUUUUGUCCAUCAAUGAAUACUCAAAUGUGGAAUCAUCCAGUUACUAAAGAUCAAGUAGAUAAAUUGGUGUCAUGGGGAUAUUGUCUAAUUCCUCCAAUUGUUAAGACGUUAAUGUGUGGCGAUCAUGGUAUUGGUGCAAUGGCUGAAGUUGAAACUAUUGUAAAUCAAAUUAUGGAAAAACUUAAUAAUUUGUAAAAUAAUCCUUAGAACUUAUAUUUUUUUUUUUAUUUAUAAAUGUCUAAAAAAAUUAUAAUUUAAUGAAAUAAUAAAAUUUUCAAACAAAA